Messenger RNA from Carya illinoinensis, 1671 nucleotides. Its product is annotated as MDIS1-interacting receptor like kinase 2-like. Gene Ontology annotation, molecular function: ATP binding; protein binding; protein kinase activity. The record is from RefSeq and is a predicted model, not a curated record. Gene Ontology annotation, biological process: protein phosphorylation. The transcript has 2 exons. Lineage: Eukaryota; Viridiplantae; Streptophyta; Magnoliopsida; Fagales; Juglandaceae. The coding region runs from base 13 to 1506 and encodes 497 amino acids.
UAUACCUCGAACAUGCUCAUCGGUCCAAUUCCUUCCACAAUUGGUCAUUUAACUAAUUUGAAAUAUUUGGACCUUCGUCGGAAUAAAAUCAGUGGAUCAAUUCCUCCCGAAAUAGGGAUGCUAAACAAUUUGACCUCUUUAUCCCUUGGUUCGAACAUGCUUGUCGGUCCAAUCCCAACCACUCUGGGUCAUUUAACUAAUUUGGAAUCUUUGGAUCUUAGUCAGAAUAAAAUCAAUGGAUCCAUUCCUCCUGAAAUAGGGAUGCUAAAUAAUUUGACCUAUGUUAACCUUUGCCAUAACUUUAUUAGUGAUGAAAUACCCACUGCACUUGGGACCAUUGGCAAAAGGGAUUCAUGUCGUCAAUUCAAGAUUUUUCCUCCACGUCACAAAAGCAAAAAAUCAAUCAUAACCGAAAUAGAAAUUUUUGCUCCCAUCACCACUUUCCUUGCAUUCCUAGUUAUUGGGAGUAUUCUCUUGUCUCGUUGUGUGCUCAAGAAAAAUCAGAUUGAGUCUAGGGGAUCAAAGAAUGGAAACAUAUUCUCAAUAUGGAAUUAUGAUGGACAUAUUGCAUAUGAAGACAUCAUUGAAGCAACCGAAGAUUUUGACAUCAGAUAUUGCAUUGGAACUGGUGGUUAUGGUAGCGUUUACAAAGCAGAAUUACCAAGCGGAAAUGUGGUUGCCUUAAAGAAACUUCAUCAGAGAGAGGUUGAGAAUCCAGUUUUCUGUAAGAGUUUUAUAAAUGAGGUGAGGGUGUUAACAGAGAUUCGACAUCAAAAUAUUGUAAAGUUGCAUGGGUUCUGUGUACAUAAAAGAUGCAGAUUUUUAAUUUAUGAAUACAUGGAAAGGGGAAGCCUAUUUUGUGUCCUAAGAAAUGUUGAUGAAGCUAUGGAACUGGAUUGGAGCAAGAGGGUAAACAUCAUCAAAGUCACAGCACACGCCUUAUCUUACAUGCAUCAUGAAUGCAUCCCAGCAAUUGUUCAUAGAGAUAUAUCAUCCAACAACAUUUUGCUGAACUCUGAAUUCCAAGGUUUUAUCUCUGACUUUGGAACUGCUAAACUUCUUGAUCCUGACUCAUCCAAUCAAACAUUGGUUGUUGGCACUUAUGGUUACAUUGCUCCAGAGUUUGCUUACACAAUGACAGUUACUGAAAAAUGUGAUGUAUAUAGCUUUGGAGUGGUGGCACUAGAAGUAUUAAUGGGAAGGCAUCCAGGAGAACUCUUGUCCUCAUUAUCAUCAUCAUCAUCUCAAAACAUGAUGCUAAAUGAAAUAUUAGACCAACGUCUGCCACCUCCAAAUCGUCUAAUUGGACAGGAUAUUUUGCUUGUUGCUACAAUAGCAUUUGCAUGCCUUCACACUCAGCCAAAAUCUCGGACUACAAUGAAAUGUGUAUCACAAGAAUUUCUCUCCCGCAAAAAGCUGAAUGUCAUACCCUUGACUACGGUUUCACUCUCGCAACUGAGGAAACAAGCAACAUAUAUGGUUGGAUCAGGAUUUGCUUAUUGUUAGGGUGGUUUUUGUGUUGUCAAUGUGUCGUUUACAUUUCUCAAUCUUUUUUCAAGAAAAAUAUUAUUUGUAAACAUUCCAAAUCACACCAUAAACUUGAAGUACUCACUUUUCAUGGUUGGAAGUAGCUGGAAUUUGAAAUAGAAUGGGACCGGUGUGUUUGUAUGA